AUGCGUCAACUGGAAGAGAUGGAAGAAGGCAUGAAAAUCGAUGCUUUAAAGCAGAAAGCUGGUGCGGUCGAUGAAAAGAAAUUAAGCAAGCGAGCACGAAAGGCGGAAAUGGUCGUUGUACCGAUUGAUAUGGAAUUAAUACGGAAAGAUCGUGAUCAAUUGUAUAUGCAGAUUUACACUUAUUUAGUGCAUACUUUGGAUGAAUGGGAAGAAGCGAUGGAUGCUCGACCGGAGGAAGAAAAGCGAUCCGGUCAGGGUAAAAGAGCGGCCGUCAUGCAGAAACAAACGGCAGAAUAUAUCAAACCACUUCUUCGACAAUUGAAAAAGAGGACACUGGAACCCGAUAUUCUUGCACGAGUGAUGGAGAUUACACAUCAUAUGCAGCACCGUCGGUAUCGUGAUGCUCAAGAUUCCUAUCUUCGGCUAUCGAUUGGUAAUGCACCUUGGCCUAUUGGUGUAACCAUGGUUGGUAUUCACGAACGUUCCGCGCGUGAAAAGAUUUUCUCCAAUCAGGUGGCCCACGUACUGAACGAUGAGACGACCCGUAAAUGGAUUCAGUCCGUCAAACGUCUGAUGACCUUUGCGCAGAGCAAAUACCCUCCUUAUACUCUUAGCCAAAUUUCAUAG
Radiomyces spectabilis is the source of this 627-nucleotide messenger RNA. Its product is annotated as Prp18 domain-containing protein. The record is from RefSeq and is a predicted model, not a curated record. The transcript has 4 exons. Gene Ontology annotation, cellular component: U4/U6 x U5 tri-snRNP complex; U5 snRNP; U2-type post-spliceosomal complex. Lineage: Eukaryota; Fungi; Mucoromycota; Mucoromycetes; Mucorales; Radiomycetaceae. Gene Ontology annotation, biological process: generation of catalytic spliceosome for second transesterification step; RNA splicing. The coding region runs from base 1 to 627 and encodes 208 amino acids.